AUCUGUGUCAGGUAUUCAAGAUAGUGUAUAUUUAAGUAAACCGAUAACGUUACUGUCGUUUGUAAAAUUCAAUAUAAAAUAUUUACCUGUUAACCUUGUAAAGGGAUUUUAAAGACAGCAAGGAAAUCUCAGUAUUGAAGCCAUGGCGGGAAGAUUAACAAAUAAAGACAGAGAUCAAUUAGAGAAGUGGAUAGGAACAGGCCCCAAAUCAUUCACACUUCUCUAUGCUAUAACAAGAGACAGAUGUGAACCCAAAAUAUUUCACGAGAAAUGCGACAACCAAGGACCAACAGUCACUGUAGUUUACAAUACACAAGGAUCUGUAUAUGGAGGCUACAACGCUACUACUUGGACCACAAGAUCAAGCCAUCAGGACGAUUGCUGUACCGAUGCAUUUCUUUUCCAGCUUUACUUUAACGGAAAUCCAAAAGCAAACAAAUUUACGCUGAAAAAAGGACGGUAUCAGUCUGCGAUUCACAACGACCCAAACUGGGGCCCUACAUUUGGUCACUACGAGCUGAAAACAUUUACAUCAAAUAUUGUUUACUCUGGAUCUUAUUUCCCUUUAAAUGGCGGCCCCAGCAAUUUUGGAAGCUUUUAUGAGAUGCAAGGCAUGACGAAAGAUGAAAUUUACAACAAUACAAUGGACGUCAUUGAAUUAGAAGUGUACAAAGUUACAUAUGACGAAAACAAAGAGAGAAAGCCAUGGCGGGGUGUUGGCAGUUGGAAUAAAAAGUUGCUUGAAAGACUUAAAGACGAAAUCAUCACAUUUAAGCCUGUCCCAGAGUUGAAUUUCAAUGAGGCGAGGAUUGCUUUGAUAGGUCCAGUAGGAGCAGGAAAAUCCAGUUUCUACAAUACAAUAGAUUCGGUAUUCCGCGAAAGAGUUACACAGCGAGCUUGUAGCGGAAGUGCUGAGCAAAGUAUUACUACAAAGUACAUACCAUACACGGUGAGACUAGAAUCUGGAGACUCACUGAAGUUUCUCUUGUGUGAUACACCUGGUUUAGAAGACUCUGCUGGACUUGACGUAAACGAAUGUACCUUCCUCCUGGACGGAAACAUACCCGACUUCUAUCUAUUCAACAAGAAAUCACCGCUUACACCAAAAACGGAAAGCUUCAAAAAUGAACCGACAAUAAGAGAUAUGAUCCACUGUGUUGUUUUCGUGCUUGAUGCCACCACUCUGGAUGUUUUGUCUUCUGAUGUAUUAGAAAAAAUGAAGAAUUUCCAAACCUUGAUGAAUGAAAGAGGAACUCCACAAAUGAUUUUACUGACGAAGAUAGACAAGCUAUGCAAAGACGUCCAGAACGACAUUUCGUUCACAUACAAAAGCUGGCUUGUUGAGGAACACGUUGAGAAAGCUUCGCAACGUCUUGGUUUACGCCGCUCAAACGUACUUCCGGUCAAAAACUACGAGAAGGAAUGCGAACUUGAUCUAAACAUAAAUAUCCUUGCAUCAUUGGCGUUGCGUCAGAUUUUACGGUCGGCAGAGGACUUCAUGUACAAUCUCCUGGACCGACAAAAGUUUGCAAAAAUAGAUAUACAGGAAUAAAAAAUGAAUACAUAACAUUCAACUUGUAAGUCUCCGACAGUUUGAAAUGUAGAAAAAACAUGUGAUAUUCCAAUGUAUAUUUUGUGCAGUAAAACGAUUACACGCAACAAAAUGUGUAAUAUUCAAUUCGAAAAUAACUUCUUUGUCUAAACAUUGACACGUUUAAACAUUUGACAAUGUAGUAUGAAACGGCUUAUUUAAACCAUAACGUAAGUUUGUUUUUGUUAACAUCAUAUGCCCUUUCUUCUAUUUGGUAAUAUGAACGUAUCAGUUGUGUAUUUCUAUGUUUUCUACAACUAUAUAGGCCUAGCAUUAACUGUAGCUCGUCUAAUACUUUAGACAAGUAAGUCAUACAAAAUGUUUGUCCAACAUUAUCAGGAAAACUCAGUUUCCUCCUACUGUGGAUAAAUUUUAACUAUGUAAUUAUAAUUAGUUGUAUGCUAGUUUAUGCUCAUUUACUUUACAUUUUUCUUUUGAGUACAAUGUUUUACAAUAGCG
Molecule: messenger RNA, 2050 nt
Organism: Mercenaria mercenaria
Lineage: Eukaryota; Metazoa; Mollusca; Bivalvia; Venerida; Veneridae
Product: interferon-induced protein 44-like
Exons: 7
Coding region: 143-1552 (469 amino acids)
Molecular function (GO): GTP binding
Source: RefSeq, a predicted model, not a curated record